Molecule: messenger RNA, 1980 nt
Organism: Brassica napus (rape)
Lineage: Eukaryota; Viridiplantae; Streptophyta; Magnoliopsida; Brassicales; Brassicaceae
Product: thioredoxin reductase 2-like
Exons: 2
Coding region: 634-1755 (373 amino acids)
Biological process (GO): removal of superoxide radicals
Cellular component (GO): cytoplasm
Molecular function (GO): thioredoxin-disulfide reductase (NADPH) activity
Source: RefSeq, a predicted model, not a curated record
AACGUAUUUUCUUCUAAAAAUGAUGACAUAGAUUAUGGCUAAAUGUGACAUAAACAAUUAUAUUUAAUGAUUAUUUAUAUUUUUGAUAAUUUUUUUAGAAUAUGAUAGUAAAUUAUACAUCAUUAUUAAAGUAAAUAUAUUCAAAUAUGAUAUUAAAUAAUAUAAUAAUAUAAAUUAUAUUUUACAAAUUUUGAAAUAUUAUUUAUCUCUAUUUCUUAUAAUUACACAAUUAUUAUAUUAAAAAUGAUUUUCAAAUUCUUACAACUUUUGAAAAAAUUAUAAAUUUUUAAUCGUAAAAUUAUUAGCUUUUUCUAUAUCUAAUUGUAGUUUUUGAUAAUAAUACAAAUUUUAUAUUACUUUUUUAUCAAUUUUAUAAAAUUUGAAUUAAUAUAUUUUAUCCAAAAGAAAUAGAUAAAAAUAUAUCUAAAUGAUAAUUUUAAAUAUAUACAUAUCUAUUCUUAAAUAUAAUUUAAAAUAAGUAUAUAUUUAUUUUAUUUAUUUUAAUUUUAUGUUCAAUUAAAUCAAAAUUUGUAUUAAAAUAUUGAUAAGAAAACACCUAGUUUUAUUUUAUAAUUAAAGCAUUUGAGGAGAAAAGAAGAUUCAAAUAAAGUGUGCGUCGUAUUAUAGAAUUACAUGUGUGUUGGUGUCGUCUCUAUGAGCCAAUUAAAGUCUAUAUUAAGCAAAGCAGGAGCCCUUCUACUCGGAUCCGCUCUCUCCGCGUCUGCUCUAAACGCGCCGUCUCUAUCCUCCUCCGCCGCCAUGGAAACUCACAAAACCAAGGUCUGCAUCGUCGGAAGCGGCCCCGCAGCGCACACGGCGGCGAUCUACGCGGCCAGGGCGGAGCUCAAGCCUCUCCUCUUCGAAGGAUGGAUGGCCAACGACAUCGCUCCCGGCGGCCAGCUAACCACCACCACCGACGUCGAGAACUUCCCCGGCUUCCCCGAAGGCAUCCUCGGCAUCGACAUCGUCGACAAGUUCCGGAAGCAGUCGGAGCGGUUCGGCACCAAGAUCUUCACGGAGACGGUGACCAAGGUCGAUUUCUCCUCGAAGCCGUUCAAGCUCUUCACCGACUCGAGGACCGUGCUCGCCGACGCGGUGAUUAUCUCCACCGGAGCUGUGGCCAAACGGUUGAACUUCGCCGGAUCCGGCGAAGGCGCUGGAGGUUUCUGGAACCGGGGGAUCUCGGCGUGCGCUGUGUGCGACGGCGCGGCUCCGAUCUUCAGGAACAAGCCUCUGGUGGUUAUCGGCGGCGGAGAUUCGGCGAUGGAGGAGGCUAACUUCCUCACCAAGUAUGGAUCGAAGGUUUAUAUAAUCCAUAGGAGGGAUACGUUUAGGGCGUCGAAGAUUAUGCAGCAGAGGGCGUUGUCGAACCCUAAGAUUGAAGUGAUUUGGAACUCUUCGGUGGUGGAGGCGUAUGGGGAUGAGGAUGGGAAGGGGGUUCUUGGUGGUUUGAAGGUCAAGAACGUUGUUACUGGUGAUGUGUCUGAUUUGAAAGUGUGUGGAUUGUUCUUUGCUAUUGGGCAUGAGCCGGCGACGAAGUUUUUGGAUGGGCAGCUUGAGCUUGAUGAGGAUGGUUAUGUGGUGACUAAGCCUGGUACGACCAAGACGAGCGUGGUUGGUGUGUUCGCUGCUGGAGAUGUGCAAGAUAAGAAGUAUAGGCAGGCUAUUACAGCUGCAGGAACUGGGUGCAUGGCCGCUUUGGAUGCAGAGCAUUACUUACAAGAGAUUGGAUCUCAGGAGGGUAAGAGUGAUUAGAGAAGAUGUAGGACAAGGACCAAGCUGUUUCACCAAUAAAUGGUCUUAAAAACAAUAAUAUUUGAGGGAUUUUGAGUAGACUCUUGUUAUGUGCGUUUGCAGUUGGAGUUGAGUCUGGAUUGUGUGCCAAGUUGUAACACUUUUGUAGUCACAGCUUCGACCCAUUGUUCUUGAUUUAUUCCUCAGGUGAGGACUUUUUAGUUAAUUUGAUUAUGUUUUCUUAUA